Molecule: messenger RNA, 2430 nt
Organism: Polychytrium aggregatum
Lineage: Eukaryota; Fungi; Chytridiomycota; Chytridiomycetes; Polychytriales
Exons: 11
Coding region: 79-2142 (687 amino acids)
Biological process (GO): rRNA processing
Cellular component (GO): nucleus
Molecular function (GO): RNA binding
Source: RefSeq, a predicted model, not a curated record
GCUCCCUGCAACCAAAGCCGACGCCAAGUGCCCGCGAUUCAGCCAGCGCUUCGUCUUCACCAACGAUAUUGAGCAAACAUGCCCUCCGAUAACGGCCGGUCCAAGGGCAAAAGCUCGGCUGGCAAGGCGCCUGCCAAGACAUCUGCUGCCCCUUCGGCCGUCACCAUGGACCCACGUUUCUUCCGAGUCCACAACGACCCUCGCUUCAUCCGACCCAAGCGAGAUGAUAACAAAAUCAAGAUUGACCGGCGCUUCGAGAAGAUGCUGGGCAGCAGCGAGUUUGGCUCAUCCAAAGGACCCAAGGUUGACAAAUAUGGCCGCAAAACCAAGCAAAGCACCGCAGAUGACAUGAAGCGCUUCUAUCAGCUGGAGGAUGAGGAAAAGGAUGAGGAAAAGGAUGAGGAUGAAGAUGAAGAUGAAGAUGAAGAUGAAGAUGAGAUGAAGAUGAGGAUGAGGAAGGCGACCCCGGGAGGCUUCGACUUGGCUCGUGGUGAGGGCUUGGUCGAGUCCUCUGAUGAAGACGACGAGGAGAAUCUGGACGAGGACGAGUCGGAGGAAGACGAAGAGGAGGAGGAACAGAUUCCAACAGGCGAAGAGACCACUCGAUUUGCUGUCGUCAAUAUGGACUGGGACUACAUCAAGGCCAAGGAUCUGUUCAAGCUCUUUGAAAGCUUUAAACCCGCCAACGGCCAGGUCGUCUCGGUCAAGAUCUACGUGUCUGACUUUGGCAAAGAGCGGCUGGAGAAGGAAUCCCGCGAGGGUCCUCCAAAGGAGAUCUUUGUGUCAUCGAACGACGAUCAAUUGAUCAGCCAGACAACCGGCGAGGACUUUGACUCGGACAAACUGCGUGCCUACCAGCUGGAUCGGCUGCGAUACUACUAUGCUGUCGUCGAGUGCGACUCGGUCGAGACCGCAAAGUCGAUAUACACUGACUGUGACGGAGUCGAGUACGAAAAGUCGUCCAACGUCUUUGAUCUGCGGUUUAUUCCGGAUGGCAUGGACUUUGACGAAGACAACCUGAAGGAGUCUGCUUUUGAGGCGCCUGCAGUCUACGACGCUGUCGAGUUUACCACUCAAGCUCUCCAACACUCUUCGGUCAAACUUACCUGGGACGAAGACGACCACGAUCGAGUGCGCGUGACCCGAAGGAAGUUCACCAAAGACGAGCUGAAAGAUAUGGACUUCAAGGCGUACGUUGCCUCUGCCUCGGAAGAGUCCGAUGCAUCUGAUUCGGAGGAGCUGGCUGCAAAGUACAAGAACCUGCUCAAGGGCACGGACGGAGGCGAUGGCGACCAGGAAAGAGAGGGCGAGGAGCUGGAGAUUACCUUCGCACCCGGACUGAGCGAGAAGGCGACCGAGCUACUCGAAAAGAAGAAGGAGAAGGCCGCGCAGAAGGACGAGACUGUGUUUGAGACGUAUCUGCGAAAGAAGAAGGAGAAGAAGAAGGAGCGUCGAGCUGCAAAGAAGGCUGGUCAGGCGGACGAAGAAUCGGGCAGUGAUGAAGCCAGCAAUCCCAUGUUCGACAAUGUCGACGAGGACGACGAGGACCCGUUCUUCCAGUACGAUUUUGGCGCUGACUACGUCGAUCCUAGCCGACCAAGCAAAGCCGAGCCCGGACUGUCCAAGAAAGAAGAGCGCGAGAAGAAACGGCAGGCAAAGAAGGAAGCGGAGGCGGAGCGUGCCAAGCUGGAGCUGCUGAUGAUGGACGAGCUCGCUGGGCAGACACGGCACUUUGACCAGCGCGAGGUGAUCAAGAAGGAGAAGCUCACCAAGGUCAAGGGCAAAGCAGCGAAAAAGAGUGCCCGCAAGGCGGCCGAACUUAGCGCGGCACAGGACGACUUUGAGAUCAACGUUGCCGAUCCGCGCUUUUCGUCGCUCAUGGAUUCACAUCACUUUGCCAUCGAUCCCACCAACCCACAUUUCAAGAAAACCACGGCGAUGCAGAAGAUCCUGGAGAAGCGCUCGACUGUCGCGGCCGAGAAGGAGACGACGACCCUCCGGCCCGAGAAGGCUCAGCAGCAACGAGGACAAUCCAGCACAAAGGCCGAGCUCAGUCAACUGGUCGAGUCCGUCAAGAGAAAGCACGCCGUGGCAACCGAGAGCAAAGCGGGCGGAAAGCGGGCAAAGAUUGGCCGCACAUAGCCGAGCCAGCAGACGCCGGGUGUUGCCGCCAGGACCCCGGACUUGUUACGGCAUGUGGGUGAGUGGGCUGCGAUGGCGACAUCCCACCCGACCACGGAUGAUGUCUCUGAUGGCUGGGCGGGCUCGUGGAUUGACGACCGCCGGAAUGCCGUGCCGGUCUGUUGUGUGCUGGCUGCUUGAGGCAGACAAUUGCCGGCUGGCUGCACCGUCCGACGCCGUGCCAAAGCGUCAUACACAAACGAACAAUCCAAAAUGCUCUGUGCACAUGUCGCACAAACGCAUUCACAA